CCUCAAGGGCAGCAUUGGUCAUGUGAGAACGCUGACGAAGGAAACGAAGGAACAUCAAGAAGCGCGCCGCGGACUAAGUAGUAAGACUAGGACGUCGGAAGAAUCUUCAAGGCUCCCACUUCUAGGAGAUCCUGUUGCGGAUGCGUCCGAUGUUGUGCCUGCGAAGCCUCUGAAGGUGAAGAAACGCUCCUCCCAGCAAGAGUCCCCUGUUCUGGCGAUGAUGCCCUACGAUGUACUGCCUCGUUUAGAGCAUGCUCUGUUCGCAUUAGCCACUACUUCUCAGAGGAGCACAACAUCUUCACAAGACGAACAGCAGAAGACGAGGACUUCAUCUUCAUCCCAGAACAAGAGCAGUAAGGCUAGUCAGUUACUACCCAGUGUGAGAGUGAGAUAUCCAUAUGUUGGUCCUGACUGGAAUCGAUCCUCGUGUGAGAUAUCCUGGUGAGUGGAAUCGAUCCUCUUGAAUCAUGAUUUAUCCUCUUGAAUCAUGAUCAUGAUUUCAAAAGGACUGAACCAAGGAUGAAUGGUUCUGGUAUUUGGUAACCUGAAUUUGAUCCUAAGGGAAAACAAGAAGAGAACCCUUAGGAUCGAACUCAGGUUACCAAAUACCAGAACCAUACAAAGGGGCAGACUUGUGAAGGAAUUCUCACUCGGGACCACGGUUAGUGAUUGACUCUAGCGUUAAGAAAGUAAACGGGGAAAGGAGUGCAGUAACUUGGUUUCUCCACAGUUUUCCCGUAUUGAUGGAGCCUGUAUCUACGCAGCAGUACCGUUCUCAGAGACAAAGCGUCUUAGUCGCUAACAGUUGGAGCGACGUCCUGAAGGCGAAAGAAGCAGCGGUCCUCGCUAAAAAUACGAUGAAGACGCAACAAGAACACAUGGAGCGCAAGAACAUGGAGAAGAAAAUACAGAAGGACAACGAGGAGGAGAAAGAGAACAAGAUGGGCUCAUCUACAUGCACUGCCUCAAGGUCAUCUUCGAGUACUACACCUUCAUCUUCGAAGACGUCGCCCGCUAAUCGUGAUGAGAGUCCACCUACUUGUACUUCAACAUCAACGAAAACUACAAGCUCGUCAGUCGUCGAAAGCGAUAGCGAUAGUGCGGUAUCUUCAGGAGAAAUCCUCGUCAGUCAUGCAGCAGAGGAUGAAGAGCCACCUGCUCCUCCACCUGCGCCCCUAAUGUGGUCAAUUACUGGUGUCGACGCAGAAGGGAACCUAGCAAAUUCAAACUGCGAAGAUAUAGAACUUGGCGUGUGGUGGUAUCCAGAGAGCGUAAUAUCCAGAAAGACCGCAUCAUCUUCCCUAGGAGGUUUGGAUUAUGGUAUAAAUGGUAUUGGAGAUGAGAGCAGGUUAAAAAAUACAUCAAGAAUUUCACAGGUAGAACAUCAACCAGCACCAGAACCAACACCAGUGACAUUCGUAAAAGAGCCAUGGAUGCAAGAGUGGCAAGGAGAGAACGAGCAAGGUGAGCAGGAUGAAGAUGAAGAUCUAGCUGAUGAAGAUCUAGCUAAUCUAGAUGAUGAAGAUGAAGACUAUAGUACAGGUGGACGAGAGGACUUCUCAUACUCAACCUCUACUAGCUCUACUAGGUCACGGGUAAUCAUGACCGAGAAUACGUUUUGGCGGAUGCAAACCAAGGGCUGUCAUCGCCUCUUGGCACUAGAGAUCCAGGGCGCACCACUGGAACAUCCUCUGAGACUCUCGUUUCAGGUGAGUAGAAGAAGGCCGAAAGUUAUGGAAGAGGAGAUGGGUCGCCAGGGUCAAGAAGAAGGUCUUCUACUAGUUGAUGAUGGAACUUCAGCAGACCUUGAUGGUGGCGAAGAUGACACUCGUUCGGAUCGAGCAGGAGAGCGAAAAGCAGAUGACACAGAC
Molecule: messenger RNA, 1871 nt
Organism: Amoebophrya sp. A25
Lineage: Eukaryota; Dinophyceae; Syndiniales; Amoebophryaceae
Source: the annotation of a GenBank genome assembly